CAGGCGCCUCAGACAGGGUUCCGAAUUCGGCACCCGAGGAAACUUGAUAAGGGGUCAGCGAGGGGGAGGGAACGGGGGCCGGGCUCCCCUGGCCGAGCUGACGCGGCUUCUUCGGAGCGCUCUGUGCGAGGCCGGUGGCUGCCGCGGCCACCGAUCGACUCUGCGCUGCCCCGCCGUAGCGGACCACAGCUGAAAGCGUCCCGACGCCUUUCCGGGUAGCGCCCUGCCCGCCGGCACCGCCCGCUAUUGAGGCUCUCGGAUUGGAUCCAUGCCAAGCAUCCUUCUCUGUUAAAAAGGUGAAUGUUCAGUAAGUGAUAUAUUCUUGCAUAUCUCUUAAGUGUGAGCUGCUCUCCAUAAAAAUGAUCUACAUAACAGUAACAAGCAUCAUAGGAUGUUUUUCUUCUUUUUGAGUUACUGAAUCAGGAAAUGGAUUGGGAGCAGUUUGACUUGAACCCCAAAGUAAUUGCUGCCCUUAAAAAAGCUGACAUAAAAUCAGUGAAAGAGAUUUUAACUCUUUCUGAAGCAGACUUGCAAAGACUGAUGAAACUAUCCAAUGCAGAUAUACAGUAUUUAUUGAAAACAAUCUCUCGCACGCUGAGGAAAAAUAGUAUGCUUACAGCGCUUCAGCUCUACCAAGAUAAACAUCAUCUCACUUCACAACACCAGAAACUAAGCCUGGGAUGUUCAGCCUUAGAUAACUUGUUAAAAGGUGGUAUUCCUUUAGUGGGAAUCACAGAACUUGCCGGCGAAAGUUCUGCUGGGAAGACUCAGAUUAGUUUGCAGCUGUGCCUUUGUGUGCAGUAUCCGUACAAAUAUGGUGGAUUAGAAUCUGGAGCAGUCUAUAUUUGUACAGAAGACGUAUUCCCAAGUAAACGUUUGCAGCAACUCAUAGAUCAACAGCCUAAGCUGCGUGCAGAUGUUCCAGCUGAAAUCAUUCAGAAAAUCAAAUUUGGAAACAGCAUUUUCAUUGAGCAUGCAGCAGACCUAGACACCUUCCACAACUGCAUUACUAAAAGGAUUUCUUUACUGCUCACAAGAGGCAUGGUGCGGCUGGUGGUCAUAGACUCUAUUGCAGCUUUGUUUCGAUGCGAAUUUGGAGUUUCAGACUCUGUUACGAAAGCUCGGUAUUUGCAGAUGUUUGGAGCACAGCUACACAGCUUAAGCACUAGAUUCAGGACUCCAAUAAUGUGCAUUAACCAGGUGACUGAUGCAGUGAGUGAAUCAGAAGCUGCUCAGUGCAAUUGUAGUGCAGUGGAUAACAGAGUUUCUCCAGCACUUGGAAUAACCUGGGCAAAUCAACUGCUAAUGAGAUUGAUGGUCAGUCGAGUAUCACAACCUGAACAGUUUUCUGGAGUUAUGUUACACCACACUGGAAGUGUGAGGACUUUAAGAGUAGUUUUUGCUCCCCAUCUCCCUCCAUCUUUUUGCUACUAUACAGUAAAAUUGGAAGGUGUGAAAGGAAUAAAUCCAUUGCAUAGUAUGGCAUCAUGCUUCAAAAAUUCAUAGAAUUUACUGUGCUACAUGAAGAAUUUUUAGUAACCUGAGGCUGCUCGCAGAUGAGAGAAAUGGAUCCUGAAAUACAUAAAAGGUGACAUGACAAUACAUUUUAAAGCGUCUUCUCCAUUGUGAAAAGCUGCUGUUUCUAUAUUUAGAUAUAUCAUCAGCUUUUCAUCUUGAGGUAAGUAUUCUGAAGGAGAGUAAAGCUGUGGCAGGUAAGACAGCAUAAUGCAGUGUGAUGUGGAGAUCGCUAUGUUAAGGAGACCUGACUUUUAAUUUUUUUUAAUAGCACACUACUCUAAAAACAGCAUAACUGCAAUAAUAUACCUUUUCUGCUCUCAGACCCCAAAGGGGCACAAAUUCAACCAGUUAAUGCUGCCUGCUUGUAUGUCUAGUUCUCAUGUUGGCAUUAAGCAUAGCCAUUUUUCUAUUUUUAGGGCCUCACAAAUAACCUUUGUCACAGAUCAGCUGACUUCUUUUAAUAAAAACACUUGUUCUUCAUGUUAGGACAAACAGGAAGAAAGACC
Messenger RNA from Rhea pennata, 2024 nucleotides. RefSeq names its product X-ray repair cross complementing 3 (gene XRCC3). Gene Ontology annotation, molecular function: four-way junction DNA binding; ATP binding; ATP-dependent DNA damage sensor activity. The transcript has 9 exons. Gene Ontology annotation, cellular component: Rad51C-XRCC3 complex; replication fork. Bases 427 to 1506 code for a protein of 359 amino acids. Gene Ontology annotation, biological process: t-circle formation; resolution of mitotic recombination intermediates; double-strand break repair via synthesis-dependent strand annealing. NCBI's taxonomy places the organism in Eukaryota, Metazoa, Chordata, Aves, Rheiformes, Rheidae. The record is from RefSeq and is a predicted model, not a curated record.